UUAUGGUAUAUACAGGUGUCUCUGCAGGUGUUUACAGGUGGGUCUGCAGAUGUUUUAAGAUGUUUUAAUGUUUUUAUCUGCAGUUGAAUCCAGGUGUGUCUGCAGGUGACUUCAGGUGUGUCUGCCAGUUUUUACAGGUGUGUCUGCUGGUUUUUAAGGGUCGUCAGCAGGUGAUUCCAGGUGUGUCUGCCAGUCGUUACAGGUGUGUCUGCAGUUGUUUUAAGGCGUGUCUGCAGGUGAUUCCAGGUGUCUCUGCCAGGUUUUGAGGGUGUGUCUAUAGGUGUUUACAGGCGUGUCUGCAGGUGAUUCCAGGUGUCUCUACCAGGUUUUGUAGGUGGGUCUGCAGAUGUUUUAAGGCGUGUCUGCAGGUGAUUCCAGGUGUCUCUACCAGGUUUUGUAGGUGGGUCUGCAGAUGUUUUAAGGCGUGUCUGCAGGUGAUUCCAGGUGUCUCUACCAGGUUUUGUAGGUGGGUCUGCAGAUGUUUUAAGGCGUGUCUGCAGGUGAUUCCAGGUGUCUCUAACAGGUUUUGUAGGUGGGUCUGCAGAUGUUUUAAGGCGUGUCUGCAGGUGAUUCCAGGUGUCUCUACCAGGUUUUGUAGGUGGGUCUGCAGAUGUUUUAAGGCGUGUCUGCAGGUGAUUCCAGGUGUCUCUCCAUGUUUGUGACGGUAUAUCUAUAGGUGUUUACAGGCGUGUCUGCAGGUGAUUCCAGGUGUCUCUGCCAGGCUUUGUAGGUGGAUCUGCAGACUCAUCUCACAUCGUCUAGUUUUAUAACAGCCAUCUAACAGCAUGUACUGGCUAGGAUCAAUAAACACAAAUAUUAGAGUUCAAACCUGCUUUUAACAGGUGUGUUUCUAGACCUGCUUUCUGCAUGAUGUCACUUCCUGUGGUUAUGAAACGCUGUCAGUCUGCUAUGUGCCUCUCCAUGUGUUGAGAUCAUGUGAUCAGCUGAUGUUCUCGGGGUUUUCCAUCUCCGUUCUUUAGUCAGCAGCAGCAGAGCCUCUCAAGCAGACAGACGCGACAUGGAGCGGAAACUGGAUCUGUCCCGUCUGAGCGACGAAGAGGCAAAACACGUCUGGGAGGUGAUCCAGCGAGACUUUAACCUCCGCAAGACGGAGGAGGAGAGGCUCACAGAGCUGAAGACGCGCAUCGAGAAGGAGGACACCAAGCGGGAGCUGCUGGGUUCUCAGAGGAACGUCUCAGACUCGCUCUGCAUCCGCUGCCUGCAGCCCUUCAAGUUCCUGGUCAACAGCAAGAGACAGUGUCUGGACUGCCGCAUGUUCACCUGCAAGUCCUGCAGCCGCUACAACAAGAAGGAGCACGGCUGGGUGUGUGACAACUGCCGCAUGACCAGGGUGCUGAAGAUCGGGACUCUGGGGUGGUACCAUGACAACGUGAGGAACCGGUUUAAGCGGUUUGGCAGUGCCAAGGUGAUGCGGUCGCUGUACAAGCGUCUGAACGGAGAUGGGGGCCGUGAUGACGACACUCAGAGCAUGCCGGAUGUUCGCAGCCAUGGACACAACGGCACCGAGGAUGAGCCGGGAGAGGCCGAGGCUCAGCACUACAAAGCGAUGAGGAAGAAUAAGCGUCUGCUGUCGGUUCAUCCCAUGGACUUUGACUCCGAGGACUACCUUCCUCAUUCACGGCGGACUUCUGUGCAGAUGCAGAUGCAGGAAGAUCGGCACUACAGGAACGAUCCGGACCACGACUACUACAACCACCGAGGGAACCGCAGGAAAAGCCUGGACCGCUAUGCCAUGAGACCCGAGGACUUUGCUGAGAACCGAAUGGUCCGGACUCGCUCUCUGUCUAAGAUCAGCUCCUCGGUGGCUAGGCAGCAGUAUGUCGAUACCUCAGACGAGGAAGAGUACCAGAGGUAUGCCCCCGUUCACCAGCAGCCCCAUCACCGCCGGAAGAACAGUAGAGCCUCUUCACAGGAGAACCUGGGCCAAGCCCCGCCUAUCAAUGAACUGAACAAGCGGAUGUCGGCCAUUGAGAGCCUGCUGAGCCGUCUGGAGGAGAAGAUGACUCCUGCCGAUGAGCAGGCGUUGUCUCCGGCAGCCCAGAACGAGGAGGAGAAGCUGAGGAGGAAGCUGAGUGAGCUGGCGGGGAACCUGAGUGAUAAAGGCCUGUCGUCAGACGAUGAGGCAGGGAAAAAGCCUUUCCCUGGGACCAAAGGUUCAUCUGGUGUCAGGGCUGGACCAGUGGUCCCUCUGGGCUCUCUGAAGGACAAGGAGCUGAGCUCGUCCAGCGACGACAUCCCAACAGAGGCUCAAAAGAGAUCCACUGCCGCCGCCCUCUGUGACCUCACCACUGAGGUCCUGAGAACCAUUAACGCCACAGAAAACGCAAUGGUCCAGUACGGCCUUGCAGAGCCAGUCAACAGGUCCCCCUUAGUUGGUCCUGACGUAAAGCAGGCCGAUGAUGCAUUCAGGGAACUUGAGGAAAAUGUGUACAUCACGGCGGGCCAGUCCUACGAGCUGGAGACGAAGCUGCGGCGGCUGGAGCAGAGCACCCAGAACCGUUUUGGAGGGACGACGGACUCAGAGCUGUCGGAGCUGGAGGACGUGGUGGCGCUGACCGCCGCCAGAGUACAGAGCGCUGAGAGUGAGGUGUCGGACAUCGAGAGUAAACUCGCAGCUCUGAGUGCCAAGAAGAAGGUCUUUGGAUCCCAUCAGAAGAAGAGGACAGCCUCAGACCCACCCAAGAGUAACGGCGCUGCCUGGAGGUCCAGCUACCGGUUCUGAUCCAGGUUCUGGUCCCGGUUCUGAUCCAGGUCCAGGUCCCUCCUCCUCUUCUCCAGCUUUCUUCACUAGUGUUCUAGAACCAGGCAGCAGAUCAGGGGAACGUUAUGGAGCUCAACCUCAGAGACCUCAAACAUGGGUUCUCCUGGGUUCUCUGACCUGAUCCACCUACAUCCAAUAAGCUGCUCCUGCUGAGUCAGCCUGCACCACACCUGGCAGAUUCCCUCAGGAUUCACACCCUCAACCCACACCAGGCAGAGACCUUCUGGUUUCCAACCCUCAACCUGAUGGUUCCACCAAGAUCCCUGAUCCUGAGACAAAGUGAUCACCCCCUGGUUAGAUCAGGGAUCUACUGAGAGACAAAGUAAUCACCCCCUGGUUAGAUCAGGGAUCUACUGAGAGACAAAGUAAUCACCCCCUGGUUAGAUCAGGGAUCUACUGAUAGACAAA
Fundulus heteroclitus (mummichog) is the source of this 3190-nucleotide messenger RNA. It is a transcript of the gene mlpha, whose product is annotated as melanophilin a. Gene Ontology annotation, biological process: intracellular protein transport. The record is from RefSeq and is a predicted model, not a curated record. Gene Ontology annotation, cellular component: cortical actin cytoskeleton. The transcript has 18 exons. Bases 1019 to 2743 code for a protein of 574 amino acids. Gene Ontology annotation, molecular function: myosin binding; actin binding; small GTPase binding. Lineage: Eukaryota; Metazoa; Chordata; Actinopteri; Cyprinodontiformes; Fundulidae.